CACCAGCCUUUGCCGCCCUCCACCGUGGUUCUUUCUUUGUCAUUUCCGUCGACAAUGCCGGAACUCGCUGUCGCUAUACCCACAUCUUCUUCAUCACAGUCGUCCCCGUCAUCGACGUCGCCACAGACGACUAAUACCCUCGUCGUGACCUCGCUCCCGCCUCCGUUCUUCCAUCCCCUUGUCUUGGAGGCGUUGCGUGACCACUUUGCGUCGUAUGGCGAGAUUUACGCGUGGGCGCCUUUGCGUACGUUCGCAAGGGUCAUAUUGGUUUUCAAGGACGACGCGGACGCAGAGAUGGCGAAAGCACACUGCGAUGGCCUGACCAUCGAGGCCACUUCAGAGACAGCAGAGUUCGUCAUCCGCGUGUACCGCGGCGACCGCACGCAUAUCAUCGAGGCCCCAGCGGAGGGCCCCGAUCCCAAAUACCUCCGCCCCCCUGACAUCGAGAAGAACUUCCUUAUCUCGCCUCCAGGCUCCCCGCCGGAAGGCUGGGAGCCGAUCAAGGAGGACCCGCCGAAUUCGGUUCCGCUCGCCGACGACCUCAUUGCCGCGCUGCGCAAGCUACAGCUCGCUGAGCGCGCGCAGCACGGGUCGAACAUCGAGGUGCUGGUGCACCCGGAGGACGGCGCGGGGAUCGGUGUGUACGUUGAGGACUGCGACGGCGAGGCGCUCGCGGGUCCCGAGGGCGAGGAGGACUGGGAGUAUGGGGACGAUAACCCGUCGAGGAUGCGGUGGAAGCCGACGCCAACGUCGAUGCCGCCUGUCCCUUGGGUGGUGGCGUAGACGCCCGCACGCAUUUUUUGAAUCGAGGCCUUGAUAGCCAUAUCUGUCGCAUCUCAUUGUCGCUAUCGCUUUAUGAUCAUGCUCUCCGUUUUUCUAGGGAUUUUUUCACCGCCUCGUCUGUGUACUGGUACGACUUGCAUGGACUAUGUAUUUACGGAUCUACUUUUUUUUCUUUCACGCACGCCUGUACAAUACACGUUUUUUGAACCGCAUGGAUUGAUUGUAAGCCCGGGA
Heterobasidion irregulare TC 32-1 is the source of this 1017-nucleotide messenger RNA. RefSeq lists its product as uncharacterized. Gene Ontology annotation, cellular component: cytoplasm; nucleus. NCBI's taxonomy places the organism in Eukaryota, Fungi, Basidiomycota, Agaricomycetes, Russulales, Bondarzewiaceae. Gene Ontology annotation, biological process: calcium-mediated signaling. The record is from RefSeq and is a predicted model, not a curated record. The coding region runs from base 55 to 783 and encodes 242 amino acids. The transcript is spliced from 4 exons. Gene Ontology annotation, molecular function: nucleic acid binding; calcium-dependent protein serine/threonine phosphatase regulator activity.